AUGGACCCCAACCCCGACCCUGCUCGCCGCUUUUGCCACGAAAACAUCCGCCUGCGCCACGAACGCAACGCCGAGCGCGAAGAACGCGCCCGCCUCCAGCGCAUCGUCGGCUACCUCGAUGCCGAACGCGCGCAAGAGCGCGAUCUCGCCGAGCAGCACUUCGGCACCAUCGCCGGCCUGCGCCACCGUUGCGCUUUCCUUGAAGGCGUGCGCGAGGACUUUGGGCGCGAGCGCCAGGAUUCCGAGCGCAAGUUGGGCGAGGUGAAGGGGGAACUCAGGAAGCUUACCGAUGAGUAUAUCGCGCGGGUAGAAGAGCUUGGCCGCGAGCGGAGGCUGAGUCGGGAGUAUGAGGGACGUCUCCGGGCUCGCGAGGAGCGCCGUGCUGGACGCGGGCUCCGUGAGCAAGUCGAGGAUGUCCGCGCGCAGCUCAAGCACGCGCAGGGCGAGAUAGCGCGUCUUGACCAGGAGUUGCGCAACGAGAGGCGUGUCUCCUCCGAUCUUCGCACGCAACGUGAUCAAGAGCGAGCGGCGGCGACCGCCUUCCAUGAGCAAGUCCUACAUGCGUGUCAUGUCUAUGGCAGCAGCACGAACACGCGCGGCACUCGCCUCACAAUCGAGGCCGGAGACCCGCUGGCGCAAGAUGUAGACAAUGAAGGCGGCGGCGGCGCAAGCGGCGAUGGAGCGGGCCGCGACGCGGCUAGCAGCGACGAGCAGCGCUUCCCGACUGACGACGGAGCGGCCUUCAUACCGCCCAGCGACGACACGGAGGACUCGGACGACGACCGGGGCGAUUUGGACGACUACGAUCCGUUCUCCAACUUUGAACCCUACACGACGAUUGAUCCGCGCUAUACGCGUCAGUUCCCCUCUUUCGCGCGUCCUGCCUCGACUUUCGCGCGCCCGUUUUCCACCUCCGCGGCCGACAACACGACGAACGACGAACGCACUGGCACGCCUGUCCCCGAUUUCGCGGCCUUCGAUGCGGAUGGUCAGCCCGUCGAGUACUCGCCUCCCCCUUUUGCGGCUUUCACCGCAGGCAGCCCGCACGUCGAGCCUCCUUUGCCCCAUACUGCAGCUUUCUCCGCACAUAACCAGCACUUCGCGCCUCCUCAGGAGCUUCAAUCAGCCACCGACCGCCCUCGUUGUCGCCUCGUCGAUGAGUGGCGUGAUAGGCUGCGCCGAUGUACUAGAACUCAUCCCCAGUUCAAUCCCUCGUCCCAGCAUGCACCUGCAGUCGACGAAGAGGCCGCACCCGCUCCUGGCCCCUCCCGCUUUGUGCCGCCUCCUGGGCGUUCUGCUGGCCCCAGGAUCUCGGACGACACUCAGGCCCAGCAGGGAUAUCCUGGAGAUGUGACUGCGAGGGUGCUAGAGCGUCUCGGUCGCUUGGAGGAGCAAGGAAACAGCACCGCGCAAUGUCUACGCCGAGUGGAGGAUAAUCUGGGCUAUAUCAUGCGGAACAUCGGUAAUGUCGCUCCUGCGACGCAGCCACCUUCUCCUGCUCAGCGCGGAUCGGGUUCUCGUGCCGAAGAUCAGGGCUGUGCUAUCAGCGAGCGUCUACUAGCUCUUGAACGUGUAGUUCCCGAUGCGCGGGGUUCUUCUACGCAACGCGGUUCGGUGGAUAUUUCUGUCGGCGAGAAUUGCCGCCCAGAGGGGAUCUCAACGCCAGACCGGCUCAUCGAUGGUACACCCUCUCCUCGCGAACAAGCUUUGGCGACAGUCGCACCUUCUGUAAUGGGUGAGGGCUCUGGCACGGUGAUACCGCACGGAGGCGAUGAUGCGACGAGCGUCACCGUAGAGACGGCGCAUCAUGCCCGGGCGCCAGCCGAUUCGAGUUUCACGCCGUCUGAGGUGCAUCCCAAGGGCCCUCGUCCGCUUCCACCGACGCCUGCGCGAGCCUCCUCAGCCCUCCUACACCAGUCACCGGUGUCAUCCUCCGUGACCAUGCGCGACUCGCCGCACAUUGUCCAACCGCCGAGGAAUAUCGACGUCUUCAUCAGAGGUACCAAAUCAAAUUCCUCAGGCGACGUCAAAAAAUUACGUGGGGGCGACGGAAAUCAAGUUAUCGGAGACGAUGUCCCUUAUGCUAGUAUCCAUCCGAACGACGCACACAAUGGCAAUGCAUCUCCCGCUGGCACUUCCGCUGGUUCUGAAGAUUUCAUGGCCGACCAUGACGUCUCCACUGCGCGCGAACAUGAUAAGGUCGACCACCCGUUCAUCCCUUUCCGCCUCACCGCCCACGAGAACGACGGAGCCCUCUACAUCCUACUCGAAGACGUCGACGCGCUAGUGGCGAAUACCUCGAGCCCCACCGCGGGAACGCUGGUCGACAACGAGGUCAGGCUCACCAUUGUCUUGUCGGAGGUCAUCGCGAUGUCUGUUAGGGCUCGGGUGCAUGUCAUGCACUCAGGUGACCGCACACGCCCCAUAUUGAGGUUGAGCGUACGGACCCGCUCCCGCUUGCCCGCGGACGCGAUUUGUCGCACUCUCGCGACUGCCGGCGAACUGAAGGUAAUGCGAUCAAUUGUCCUCGAUAUGCCCGACGAGGUCAUGGACUCCUCCGCUGCAACAGAUUGUAUCACUGGAUUUGUUGGCGGUACUGCCUCUCCGGUCGAUCUGUUUUCUGAGGGUGUCUCCUACUUUGGCGCUGCUGAGAAUGUUCCUCAUCCGUGGCGCUCCCUUGUUAGUUCUCAUCCGCGGCUGGGAGGACCGAGGGACGGAAUUACAGACAGUAUGGCGUAA
Schizophyllum commune H4-8 is the source of this 2739-nucleotide messenger RNA. RefSeq lists its product as uncharacterized. Bases 1 to 2739 code for a protein of 912 amino acids. The transcript has 2 exons. Lineage: Eukaryota; Fungi; Basidiomycota; Agaricomycetes; Agaricales; Schizophyllaceae. The record is from RefSeq and is a predicted model, not a curated record.